CUGAGUUAUAUACUCUCGUUGAAUUAAACUAACACUAAAAAAAUAUUUGCAAAUUUUACACAUUUUCGUCCUCAUUGCGUAAUCGGAAGUGUUCGUAAAAAAUGGGGCGCCAUAAGGAUUUAUCUGCGAAGGCAAUGGUAGUUAAAUUGGUCAAUUACUUCAAAAAUGAAAAGAAAUUAUUUCGGAAGCGAUCCGCAGAAGCCUCGUGGAACAUUGCCAAGCGUUUCCGUCAAAGGGCUAUUGAUGCUCUAAAUAUAUCGGCUGCAACCGUUACUAGAUGUCUUGCAGAAAACCGAGAAACCGGAAAAUCUAUCUCACCACGAAAACAAGGAAAUAGUGGACGAAAAGGAAUUAUUGUAGAUAGCUUCACGGAGGGUGUCAUCAGGCGUAAGAUUUUAGAGGGGUACACCCAAAAAAAGUUUUAUACUGUCAAACGUCUCUAUGAAGUACUACAAGAAGACCCGAAUUUCCCUAAGUUCAAGAGCUAUAGGACUUUGCACAAAAUUAUGAGGAAACAGUUAAAAUUCAAAUUCGUAAAAUUUCAUUCAAAGCCCAUUCCAUUUGAGAGGCACGACGUGCAAGUGGCACGUCACUCAUUUUUAAGGAGCAUACGGAAGUUACGAAGGGAAAAUUACAACACGAGACCUGGGCUAAUGAGAACCAGUCCCCCUCCAAAGGAUGGCAUUUGCAGGAUUGCGAGGUCCUCGGGGUGGGAAACAAUGCUACUCAUGUUGAUCAAUGGCUCAAAGGUGUUGGCCGCAGAUUCGCCGAUAAGCUAA
Messenger RNA from Folsomia candida, 779 nucleotides. RefSeq lists its product as uncharacterized. Bases 102 to 779 code for a protein of 225 amino acids. NCBI's taxonomy places the organism in Eukaryota, Metazoa, Arthropoda, Collembola, Entomobryomorpha, Isotomidae. The transcript is spliced from 4 exons. The record is from RefSeq and is a predicted model, not a curated record.